AUGGAGCGAGGAGGGAAGAGAACACGGGGCGCUCUCCCCGGGGUCUGCCUGGUCCCCCCCGUGCUGCUGCCGCUGCUGCCGCUGCUGCAGCUGGCGGGGGGGGCCCCCCUGGGCCAGGGGCUGUACCCCAUGCCGGCCGGUGUCCUGCAAGCGCUGUCGAGCCGGGGGACGCUGGUGCUGGAGGCGGCGCUGAGGAGUGCGCUGCUGGCGCUGGAGCGGGCGCUGGCUGAGCAGCAACGGCAGCAGGGUGCCUGUGGGCUCUGUGCCCCUUGCCUCUUCCCCCCCUGUGCCAACCUCACCCGCUACUGCCCACCGCUGGCCGUGCCCCCCGCCGUGCCACCCAGCUGCCAGGCCCUGCUGGAUGCCCAGGCGCUGCCCGAGCUGCCCCAGCGCAACUGGGCACUGAGUCAGGCCUGUGCCCCCUACCAGCGCCUGUGCCCACCUGAGGGGGCCCAGCAUGCCUGCGCCCAGCUCAGUGCCCGACUCUGCCGCCAUCGCCUCCAGGAGUGCCGGAUGGCCGCUGCAGCCCCGGACCCUGAUGCACCAGCAGAAGUGGCGAUGCCAGGGAGCUGCGGGCACCGUGGGGGACCCCAAGCCAACACCACAGCCCCCCGAGGACGGAUCAUGGGUGGCAGCGUGGCCCCACGGGGGGCCUGGCCCUGGCUGGUGUCGGUGCGGCUCCACGGGGAGCUGAUGUGCGGAGGGGUGCUGGUGGGACGCUCCUGGGUCCUCACCGCGGCCCACUGCUUUGCCGGGAACCAGAAUGAGCUGGCGUGGACAGUGGUGGUGGGCGACCACGAGCUGGGCAAGCUGGGUGCAGGCGAGCGAGCAGUGCCCGUCCGGCGCAUCCUGCCUCACCCCAAGUUUAAUCCCAAGACGUUUCAUGGGGACCUGGCGCUGCUGGAGCUGGCGGUGACGCUGGCCCCAUCGCCCACCGUCAGCCCCGUGUGCCUUCCCAGCGGCCCUACGGAGCCCAGCCCUGGCACGACCUGCUACAUCGCAGGCUGGGGCUCCCUCUAUGAAGAGGGGCCAGCAGCCGAUGUGGUGAUGGAGGCACGGGUGCCCCUGCUCAGCCAGGAGACGUGCCAGGGUGCCCUGGGCAGGGACCUUCUCACCAGCACCAUGUUCUGUGCCGGUUACUUGUCUGGGGGCAUCGACUCCUGCCAGGGUGACUCGGGGGGCCCGCUGGCAUGCCAGGACCCCUCCUCGCACCGCUUCAUCCUCUAUGGCAUCACCUCAUGGGGUGAUGGCUGUGGUGAGCGGGGCAAACCGGGCGUCUACACCCGUGUCGCUGCCUUCGUGGACUGGCUCAGCCUCCAGAUGGACCCUGCCCCUGGCAGCCGGGAACCGAGCUGCUUCGACCUGCUGGCGCUGGCCCAGCUGCCCCCCGAGCGGCAGCCACUGGAGCGUGCCCGCCUCUGUGCCUUCUAUGCCGGGUCCUGUCAGUCCCCCCAGGGCCGGGCCGCCUGCACCCGCAUGGCUGAAGAGACCUGCCGCGCCAGGACUAGACGAUGCGAGCUGCACUCCUACGCCCAGACCUUGGUGGAUCUCCUGCGCCAGGCUGGGGACUUCAUCCGAAACCAGUUCGACUUCUCCUUCCUCACUCGCGCCCUGCCUCAGCUCCUGGGCAAGAUCUAUGGGCAUCUCUUCCCACCCCGUGUCCGCAGGGAUGCCCCAGGCCCAGCUGUGGCAGGGGGCCAGCCCAGCCCCACAGCAGAAGGACCCCAGAGACCCCCCCCCAGGUGGGGGGCCGGGCAGCCACCCCCCUUCGCAGGGCUCUUCAGGGCUGUGGGGCCCCGGCUGCAGGACUGGGUGGAGGCGCUGAGGGCCAUGGUGGGGGGCAGACCCCUGGCACCCACCCUGGAUGAGGGGCAGCUCCCCGGGGAGACGUGGCUCUUCUUGCAGGUAUUUGGGAAGGGAUGGGCUGGGGGGACCCCCUGCCCCUCUGAUGUCCCAUGUCCCCAGUGCCCCAUCCGAUGCCAGCCCAGCCAUGCCCUGCGCUCUGCCACUGUUCCCCUCCCCAUGCCCACAGGUGCCCCACUGUCCACCCUUCCCCCUUCCCUUCAGCAGGGCGAGGAGGUGGUGGAGGAGCUGGUGGGACAAGGAAGAGCCUUCCUCGCCCAGCUGCGGGCGGAGCUGGACCUUGGCACCCCUCUUGAGGCCAUGGAGCUGCAAACAGCACCCGGAGAGCUGACGGGGACCCCAAUGCCGAGCUGGUCAGUGCCAAGGGAGAAACGUGAGCUGGUGCCCACGGAGCUGCCGGAGGUGGAGGAGGAGGAGGCAGGCGCAGGCAGAGCCUGCCCUGGCCUCAACGAGUCGGUGGUGCGAGUGGGUGCGGUGUGGGAGCUCUACGCCUGGGUGCUGCGGGUGCCCGAGCCAGACCUGGCCAUGACCUUCCAGGAGAUCCUGGUGGACUUGGGCUCCAAAAACGCCAAGGGGCUGUACCGGGCGCAGGUGCGGGCCACGGUGGGGGGCCGCCCCACGGCCUUCACUGGCCUCGUGGGGCUGGAGAGCGACUCACUGGCCCGCAGCAUGCCCGGCCUCGUCGCUCUGGCACUCGAGGCGCUGAAAACCUAA
Haliaeetus leucocephalus (bald eagle) is the source of this 2577-nucleotide messenger RNA. RefSeq names its product protease, serine, 56 (gene PRSS56). The record is from RefSeq and is a predicted model, not a curated record. NCBI's taxonomy places the organism in Eukaryota, Metazoa, Chordata, Aves, Accipitriformes, Accipitridae. Gene Ontology annotation, biological process: proteolysis. Gene Ontology annotation, molecular function: serine-type endopeptidase activity.